Pieris macdunnoughi is the source of this 975-nucleotide messenger RNA. The record is from the annotation of a GenBank genome assembly. Lineage: Eukaryota; Metazoa; Arthropoda; Insecta; Lepidoptera; Pieridae.
AUGGAUGAACAGCCUGGAACAAGUAAGAACCUGACUGAUAGAAAUGAUCCAGACGAGGAGAGUAUUCCUACUCACGAUCAGAGGACCUACAGUGGAACAGAUAUAUCCAAUUAUUCAAGUAAGACUCAAAUACACGUGGCAUCUACAGGCAUUGAAAAGCCAAAGAAACCGAGCAAGCCCGAAGGCAAAUUUAAUGAGAAAAGACGUAAGAAACGACGCACAGACAGAGUCGAGAAACAAAGAAAACCGCCCGCAAGACGACUCAUGACCAAACGAACGCCUAGAAGAAAGCCCAGAGCUAGAAUUGAAAAGAAAAGAGACUUUUCUGUCUCGACAAUGUAUUCACGACUCUCGUCCGGUGGUCUUCUAACGCCAGCUUGUGAGCGUUGCGGCCACCGAUGUUGUCUUAGAAGGUAUGGACGAAGAGUCAAGAUUGGUAGGAAACGGAAGUUUCCAAAGAAACGUAAACAGAAGUUACAGAUGAAGGUGUAUAAGUCAGAGAAUAUUCAAGUUGGAUCCUGCAGUAAAAUGUUGUCGCCGUUGAAUGUAAAUUUUAAUGCAGUUGAGGUAGAAGAAGCUCCCACUGGCACUUACAGAGAAAUUACUCCAGAAAUGAUACACGAGGCUCUUAGAAGAUUAACUAUGUGGAGGCAAAAUGUUGAAACGUGUGCAAUAUAUGACUUUAUUCAAAGAAAUUACCCAGUAAAUCAGGAUGAGGAAGCAUUGGCUGUAGAACUUUGGGAAAAACUCGAAGUAGCCGUUUUAGUCGGAAUUGCAACACAAACAUCAAUCGACACUUGGACUUUAUGUAGUGCUUUGGAACGGCCAGACUUUAAUGACACACAUGUCACCUUAUUCUGGAAGGUCUACAGGGAUACCAUGACUCCACUACAUAAGCCAAAUAAGACAAUGGAUACUUCGAAAGAUACAAGUGAGAAGCAAACACUACGUGUUUACGAUGUCGAUGUAUUGUGA